UUAAAAGAGCCAACCAGUUGGAAAGAGUUUGCAUAUGCUACAAUGAAGGAUUGCAAUAUUGAAUUAUCAGUUCGUAUUUUCCGUCAUUUGGGAGACGUCGCCAUGGUUUGGGCUCUAGAAGAGCUUUUAAUUAUUGAAGACCAACAAGUCCUUAGCGGACACAUAGCUUCUUUACUUGGGGAUUUUGAUUUGGCAGAUAAACUUUUUUGUGAUUCGAGUGAGCCCAAACUUGCGUUGGAGGCAUAUUUUAGCUUGAAUAAACUUGAAUAUUUUUUAAUUAGAUGCGCCGUGACAUUCAACAUUGGGAACGUGCUCUAGAAUUGGCUGCACAAAUUGCGCCGGAUGAGUUACCGUAUAUUGCUAAAGAGUAUGCCAUACAACUCGAAUUUAUGGGUCAACAUGAACAAUCUAUCCGUUACUAUGAACAAGCAAUAAUUCCAAUAAAAGAAGAGGAUUAUGAAAUUAAUGAAGAAUUGGAUGAACACAAUUGGGUGUGUAAAUCUGGGCUGGCAAGGAUGGCUUUACACACAGGUGACCUUAAAAGAGGAGUUGAAAUUGCCCUUCAAUUGCCUAGUAGAUUGGCUAAACGAGAUUGUGGGAUAGUUUUAGAGCAGCUUAGGCAAUAUGACGAGGCUGGGGCGGUUUAUGAAGCUGGUCAAUUCUACGAUAGAGCAGCUGCUGCCUAUUUAAAGGGCAGAAAUUUAUUAAAAGUCCACAAAUUAAUGGAACAAGUACGUUCUCCAAAAUUAUUGUGCCAAUAUGGAAAAAUGUUGGAAAAGGAAAAAAAUUUUGAAAGGGCUUAUAAGGCCUAUGAGAGGGCUCAAGAUGCAGAGAAUCAAAUAAGAGUGCUCUUGCGUCAUUUGAAUAAAUCGGAAGACGCCGUUAGACUGGCAAGAGAAAGCAAAAGCAUUGAGGGCUCUAAAUUAGUGGCAAAUUACUUUUCUGAUUUGGGCCAAUUCGACACUGCAAUUCAAUUUUUAGUUAUUUCUCUUUGUUAUCAGGAAGCUUUUGAUUUGGCAAAAAGUUCUGGAAAUAUUCAAAUAUAUUCUGCCGCACUAGAAUCUUCUGUUGACUCUCAAGACCAAAACAAAAUUAAUUUAAAUAAUGACAAUUCCCAGCAGCAAAAGGAGGCAGCUUUUACUCAAUUAGCUGAAUAUUUUAGAAAUGAGGGAAAUGUUUUGGAGGCUGGGAAAUUUUCUGGAUUUUCUAAACAUUAUAGAACGGUAGACUUUAAGUACUUGCAUGAGUAUGUCUCGUUUGGUCACAUAGGCGAAGAAUGGUCAUUUGGUCUUAUUGAUGCACUUUCUCUCCUAACAAGCGAGCUUAUCAGUCCAACUGUAGAAGAAACAGCACUUCAACUAGCUGUAGAAUUUAUAGCAGAAUCAAAAGACAAGGAAUUAAUAAAUGAGCUAAUAUCUUAUUUAAUGGGAGAAAGAGAGGGAGGAGAUGGAAUCCCCAAAGACCCAAAAUAUUUAUUCCAACUAUACGUCAAAUUGUCGAUGCAUGAGGAAGGGGCUAAAACAGCUUUGAUUAUAGCACAAGAACAACAAUUUAAAGGGUUUUAUAAGACUGCACAUGACCUUUUGUUUGAAAUGUACCAAACUCUCAAACGUGAAAAGAUUAAAAUUCCUUCUGAAAUGGAAAAUGCUUUAAUGCUUCUACAUAGCUACAAUAUUGUUAAAAGCCUUCUGAAACGUGGGGAUAAUUAUACUGCGGCUAAAUUGCUAUGCCGAGUUUCUGAAAAUAUUGGACAGUUUCCAGCUCGUAUGUUUAAGUUGAAAGAGAAUAGUUGA
Messenger RNA from Meloidogyne enterolobii, 1793 nucleotides. The record is from the annotation of a GenBank genome assembly. NCBI's taxonomy places the organism in Eukaryota, Metazoa, Nematoda, Chromadorea, Rhabditida, Meloidogynidae.